UAUUUUCUCAAGCCAUAGGCAACGCAAUGGCUUGAAUUGAGCUGGACGUGAGGUGAAGUAAAACGAUAGAUACGAUACAGAAAUCAGAUCAAGUUGCGAAUUUUAAUUUCGUGUACGUUGAAUUUGUUAGCGUUCUUAGAUCGGUUUGCGUGUGUUAAAAUUAUCAAUUUGUAAAUUUCUGCGGUGAUUUUAUAAUUUCUAGUAAUUUGUAAAAUAAAUAAUAAUUCGAGUUAUUUAGUUGCAUAUUUUCGGAUACCUACAGUAGUUCUUUUGGUUUCGUAUUUCGUUGAUGAAGAAUAGUGAAAUGUGUUGUUUUCGUUUUGAUAUCUUAUCGUUUUAAUAUCGAUGUGAUCUAUUAGAAAUUUUUAUUAAUAGAAAGUACGUGAAUAUGGUUUGUUUAAUUUGCAUUAUGUGAAGUUGAAGUUGCAGUUCGGAAAAAGGCAGUACAUUUCAAGUUAACUACAUCGUUGACAACAGUUCAAAAGACGAUGGAUUGCAAGAUGGAUAAGCACAAAUCGCGUAGAACGAAGCACAGCAGACCAGAAAGCGCGGGAAGUAGUUCGGAAACAGCUACGGAAAAUCAAGCUCAAAUAACUCAUAAACCGGUUAAGAAAAAACGCUCCAAAAAAGGAGGAAAUGACGGCGAUCACAACAGCGGUCGAUUCUCGUUCCGAUAUCUGCUUUAUAAUAAUCCACUAUAUCCGCAAAGGUUUAGAUUUAGAAAUCGCAAAUCCGUCGGUACUUCGACGGCAGAACUGAAUGAAUUAGAAAAAGGCAUUUCGACUGAAGAAAAAGAUGCCUCGAAUCAUUCCGAAAAGUCAGCCUGUAAUAAAUUUCUCACCGAUGGUAAAGUGGGCCGGAGCGAAGACUGUAAACUGCGAGAAUGUCCGUUAUGUUUAGCAGAUUUACCUAUAGAAUUUUUUCCAAAAUUGAUUAGUUGCCAGCAUCGUUCCUGCAUUGAUUGCUACCAGCAGUAUUUACGUAUCGAGAUUUCCGAAUCUAGGGUUAACGUCAUGUGUCCCGAAUGCCCGGAAAGCUUACAUCCUAAUGAUAUUAGAAUGGUGCUGAAUGAUCCGGUGCUGUUUGAGAAAUACGAAGAUUUUACGUUACGUAGAAUACUGGCAGUUGAUCCGGAUACUCGUUGGUGUCCUGCUCCUGAUUGCGGAUACGCGGUCAUUGCAAGUGGUUGUGCCAGUUGUCCGAAAUUAAGAUGCGAAAGACCGGGCUGCGGGUCGUAUUUUUGUUACCAUUGCAAAGCAGCGUGGCAUCCGAACCAAACGUGUGAUUCGGCUCGUGCUGAACGCUCGGCUAAUUUGCGAACGUCUACUUUUAGUCGUGAUUCUCAAAGUCGUGAAGAUAUAAAAUGCUGUCCAAUAUGUCGAGUUUUGAUCGUAAAAAUGGAUGAUGGCUCGUGUAAUCAUAUGACCUGUGCUGUCUGCGGCGCCGAAUUCUGCUGGCUUUGUAUGAAUGUUGUCGGCGAUUUGCAUUAUCUUAGUCCUUCCGGAUGCACAUUUUGGGGCAAAAAACCAUGGUCAAGGAAGAAGAAAAUCCUUUGGCAGUUGGGUAUUUUAGUCGGUGCCCCAGUUGGUAUUGCUCUCAUUGCCGGUAUCGCUGUUCCUGCUAUAAUUAUAGGUGUUCCAAUUUGGACUGGACGGAAAAUGUAUACGAGAUUUUUAUUCGCCAAAAGAUGCAGACGUAAUACGGCCAUCGUUACUGGCGUCAUUACUGCCAUAUUGGCUGCUCCUAUAUUGGCCACAUUGGCCGUUGCCAUCGGCGUUCCGAUCCUAUUAUUUUACGUUUACGGUGUAGUACCUGUAUCGUUAUGUCGAUCGAGCGGAUGCGGUGUGACGGCGUCGUCGAGCGGCGUACGAUUGGAUUUCGACGAACCGGAGUAUAUAAAUCAAAAUAUUCUUACGAAGGUGAGCGGCGGCAGUCAGGGCACAUCGACAGAAGCAGACGUAGUCAGUCAUAAAGAAGGUAAUCCGUCAAUUGGCGAAGCUUCGUUGUCGUUGGGCAGUGGAACCCAUUUGGAGCACUUGGGACGUGAACUGGAUCGCGAAUCUGCCAGUACGGUUGCGUUGGCUGGAAGCAUAUUAGCGCACAAAUUGGAAGUGCUAUCAGACGCUGUGACAGCUCAAAAUGCCUGCAACAAUGGCAGCGAAACGGCUUCCGAUCGAUCGGAUGUAGCCACCUCUUCAACCAGAGCAUUGCACGGUUCACUAUUGAAUUAUAAGACCGAUGCGUUGUCGACGCACAGUUACAGAUUGGCUGGCGGUAACGAAGGUGGAUCGACGUCCGCUGAACAGCGAAGCGAAGCUAAUCUAUCGCUUAGUUCGUUAGAAGAAUUGACUGCUUCUCUGGUACAGAGAGUUAGAUCUUUAAAACAGACGAGUGAAAGCUCCGAAGAUGGAAUCAAACUCGAAGAUGUGGUCACCGUUAAUCCGAAAUCCGAAACUAAUGAAGGUGCCAGCUCAAAACCAUCUCCGUCUAGGAACCUGUUACGAAAUUUAUUCUUCAACCUGACUUCAACAGCAACAGCUAUGCCAAUCGGUCAAACGUCAUCGAAGACCAUACCGUCAACGAAAACUUUCCAGGCGACUUCUGAGAAAACAGUAACAGCUAGUCUUCCUUCAGUUUCUGGCAUUUCUCGUAAAAAAAUAAUCGUAGACAAAGGUCGUAACGCGGGCAAAAAGUCGCCAUUUUUCUAAGAUGAAAAAUUCGUCUGUUUUUUAUCUGUGAUCUGUAAAUUUGCUUCGCUUUGCUUCUUUAUUUCCCCCUCUUCCCUGUCUCUUCUUUAUUUGUUUAUAUCUGAAUUUUCAAUUACGAUGAAUUUACUUCUCUUUAUUUUUUUUUCUUCUUUGUAUUUCUACGUUAUAAAUAAUUAUUUGUUUUUUCGAGUUUUUCUUUUUUUUUUGUAUUGGUACCGAAGUGUUCCAAAGAACGCUUUUUAUAAUGUGUAUUUAUCGUAUUCGCGAAUCGCUUUAUCGAAAUUGAUGCAUUUAAGCGAACAGAAAAUCGAGAAUUUACAGCUCAGUUAUAGAGACGUGUUUUUAUUAUUUUUUCAAACGCUGAUCUCGUGUUAUAAAAAUCUUAUUUUUUUUUUGUUUUUUUACAACGACGCAGUUUUUAUUUGUAAUAAUCGAGUUACAACAAGUGAUUAUCUUAGUGAUAAGUUUGUGAGAUGUAGAUUAGAAUUUUCGCGAAUCUUCCUCGUCUUAUUUGUAUCCGAAUUUGUCUGGUGACGAUAUAUUUUUUUUCUUCUUUUUUUUUCUCUUUAGGUUUUAAAGCUCUACGGUAUAAGUAUUUUUUUUUAUGUACGUGUGAACAAUGUAGUCAACGAUUUUUUUUUUGUUUUUAAAUUAUUUAAUCCGAGAUUCUACGAGUCAUGUGAUUCGUUUGGUUGAUUCUCGAUUCUUUUUUGUUUUCAUCUGAUGUGAAAUUUCGGUACGAUUUGGGUGUUUUUUUAUUCGUUUUUGGAGUAAUGUAUUUUUUUAUGAUUUUUCUCAAGUGCAAAGCAUUUUAAGCGAUUUUCGCUGAUUUAUUUUUUAAAUUGCGUGUUACAGAAAUUUGACGUUUUUUUGUUUGUUUUUUGUUUUUUUUUUUUGUGAAGAAAAUAAUUUAAAAUUUUAUUUCGAUUUUCGCUCGUAUUUUUGACGUGAGAGCUUUAGGCGAAAAGCAGACCUGGCAAUUUGAUUCGCCGAUAUUUUAUUCUCGUAAAUUUCAGUCAAUUUUCAACGUUUUUACGAAUAUUGUAUUAUUGAUUUUUUGAAAUGUUGAGUCUUAAUUCCAAAAUUUUAUUUUAUAUCUUUUUUUCUUCGUUUCUUUUUACAUUGAUUGUGAUUUUCUUGAUUUUUAUCGGUUUGAUAAAUUGUAAUAUGAUUACGGGUGUUCCAAACAUCCGCUCCUGCCCCCAAAAAAGGACUUUAUAACCAAAGAUUUUUAAUUGUUUGAAAAUUUUUGUUUUCUAAUUCUAAACAUUUGAUUCAAAAUCUUGAAAAUUUUUAAGAUAUUCAAUUAAUAAUUUUUAAGAAGCAAAAAAUUAAUUGUUGAAAAAAUUUAAUUCAAUUAAAAAAAAAAAAAAAUUAAAUUUGUUGUAAUUUUAAAAAAAAUUGAAAAAACGAAUUUUCAACCCAGAAUAACUAAUUUUUUGAAUAAAAAAAUUAAAAGUAAUUUUAGUGUUUGCAACACAAUUUUUUUAUUCCAAUUUUUUUUUGAAAAAAUUGCAUUUUGUAUUGUAUCACAUUAAACUGACAAAAUUGAAAAAAAAAUUAAUAUAUUUUUUCGAAUUUAAAAUAUUACUUCAAUAAUUUUUUUAUAUUAAAAUUUUUUGUGCAUUUUUAAAUAGGUUUUAUGACCCUUCCUCUCUCAACUCUCAACCCUUCCAUUUUCUUCUAACUCUAUCCUCGAAAAUCCUUCCCCUCUCCCUUGACUCCUUUACUAUCUCAAUUAGUACUUCUUCGAGCAUCUCAUCACAACGAUGUAGAACAAACUGAACGAAUCACUGAGAAAAAAUUUCCACCCACUUGAUUGUAAAUUUAACGAAUUACGAGUAUACAAAGAACUGAAAAAAAAAAUUAUAAUAUUCUCAUUGUGGCCGGAUAUGAGAACGUAGUCAUACAAACACCGCCUCCCCCUGCCCCCGAAUUCCCCUAAUAAAAUACUUGUACGAUACAAAUAGUCAUAUUAUUUUUUUUUUUCGUCUAAAUAACGAGUAAUUUUUUGUAUAGAUAAGAAAGUAUAGAGGUGUUUCUUUUUUUUUAUUUUUUAUUAUUUUCUUUCUUCUUCUUUUUUUUUCAUAAUGUGAGAAUUAUUAAUGGAUAUUUUACGACUCGAUCUCAAUUCACAAUGACGGAAAACAAGCAUGGUAUUUUUGGAGUUGUUUUUACGCGUUGGUGUAAUUAAAGUCUGUUUAUUAUCAUAUUGCAUAAAUAUAAUAUUAUGUAUUGUAUAUGUACCUACGAUAUAUUUUAAUAUUAUUUCGAACGCUUUUUAUAAUUGUGUCGUUUUAUCCUCUUUGUAUAAAUGAACUAUGAAUUAACUAACGAAAAAGCACUGCUAACAUUCCUCGCAUUUUUCUAUAAAAAAAAAAAAUUAUUAGACUGAAAAGAAUAUUGCGAGGAGGGUUAAACGGCGCUCGACGAUGUUUUCGCAGUUUUGUUUUUUUUUUCUAUCUUUCUCUCUGUGUUAUUAUUUAAAUGUGGAAAAUAUUCAUUUAAUACGAAAAGUUGAUUUCUUACAUAAUUUCAGAAGUAAAAGAUCGUUACUUUGAUAUAGUUGUUUUUCGAUAAAUUUGGCUUUAAUGAAUGAAAAAAAAAAUUGGUGUAUUUCCUAAUCCUGUUGUUUAUGCUUAUAUCUGUCUGUAUUGUAUUUUUUUUAUACGUUUAUUUACAACAACUGCAUCGCUAUAGGUAAUCUAUAAAUAUUAUUUUUAAACGUAGAUACUGUGAAGUGAGGGGAGGUUUGAACUUUAAACAAUCUGUAUUUUGUCACGUGAGUUGAAAGUUUGAAAAAUUCAAGUGUGGUUACUCGUAUUAUUUGUGUAAAAGAUUUUGAAUUUGAAAAAAAAAAACAAAUGUUUCAUCUUGUUUUGAUUUUAAAAAUUGUUCCUAUAAAAUUCCAAAGUGUGCUAUUUUUUGAUUUGCUGCGCAAAUUAUUUCGGUUCAUUCAAGUUUUGAAAAAUGGUAAGAGAAUUAUAAACCUUUUUUUCUCAACAUUCAACUCGAAAUUUACCGAUGAGUUCAAUAUCACCCUACUUUACCGUAUUUGAAUUAACGUGUACGAGAUGGAAAAUAUAUUAUUUGCAUGAAAAAUA
Molecule: messenger RNA, 5812 nt
Organism: Planococcus citri (citrus mealybug)
Lineage: Eukaryota; Metazoa; Arthropoda; Insecta; Hemiptera; Pseudococcidae
Product: E3 ubiquitin-protein ligase RNF19A-like
Exons: 14
Coding region: 489-2708 (739 amino acids)
Biological process (GO): protein polyubiquitination; positive regulation of proteasomal ubiquitin-dependent protein catabolic process; ubiquitin-dependent protein catabolic process
Cellular component (GO): cytoplasm; ubiquitin ligase complex
Molecular function (GO): ubiquitin protein ligase activity; zinc ion binding; ubiquitin conjugating enzyme binding
Source: RefSeq, a predicted model, not a curated record